AUGUCCUUUUUUUUUAAUAGAAGACAGAAAUCUGCCCAAGAUGUAGUACGUGGAGUUAAAGAUGGAAUUCAAAGAUUAGAAACUUUAGGGUCUACUGCCGAUAAAAAAAGAGUACAAGAGGAAGUAGCUCGAAGUCUUCAAGCAAUGAAAGUAUUGUUAUACGGUGAUGGUGAUGCUGACCCUGUGCCUGAUCAAGUUACACAGCUAUCUCAGCAAGUAUAUCAAACAGAUUUACUUUAUUUAUUUGUAGUUAAUUUUGGUCGUCUUGAAUUUGAAUCUAGAAAAGAUGUUGCAUCCAUUUUUAAUGUUUUUCUUAGAAGACAAAUUGGUACUCGUUAUCCUACUGUUGAUUAUCUUGCUACAAAGGAAGAUACUCUUUUCAUUCUUGUUCGGGGUUAUCAAGUUCCUGAAAUUGCUCUUCAUUCUGGUUUGAUACUUCGUGAAUGUUUUAAACAUGAGUUGCUUGCAAAAAUAGUGCUUUGGAAUUCUGUAUUUUGGGAAUUUUUUGGAUAUGUUGAAAGUGGAACGUUUGAUAUAGCUAGUGAUGCUUUUCAAACUUUUAAGGAACUUAUAACUCGGCAUAAAAAUAUAUCAGCAGACUUUUUACAAAAUAAUUAUGAUAAUUUUUUUCAAAAAUAUACUGAUCUUUUAAAAUCAUCUAAUUAUGUUACAAAGCGGCAAUCUAUAAAGGUUGGUAUACUAAGCAUUUUACUUUCAUUAAUUAUGAAGCUUUUGGGUGAAAUCCUUCUUGGACGAUCCAAUUUUAAUAUUAUGACAACGUAUAUUCAAUCAUCUGAAAAUCUCAAACUUAUUAUGAAUUUAUUACGUGAUAGGAGUAGAAAUAUUCAAUUUGAAGCAUUUCAUGUUUUUAAAGUUUUUGUUGCAAAUCCGAAUAAAACAAAACAGGUUUUAAACAUUCUUAUGAAAAAUAAAGAUAAACUUUUAAUUUUUUUAUCUAACUUUCAUAAUGAUCGUAAAGAUGAUGAACAAUUUAAUGAUGAAAAAGCAUUUUUAAUUAAGCAGAUUGAAGCUCUUUAG
Pneumocystis jirovecii RU7 is the source of this 1038-nucleotide messenger RNA. RefSeq lists its product as uncharacterized. The record is from RefSeq and is a predicted model, not a curated record. Gene Ontology annotation, biological process: intracellular signal transduction. Bases 1 to 1038 code for a protein of 345 amino acids. Gene Ontology annotation, molecular function: protein serine/threonine kinase activator activity. The transcript is spliced from 9 exons. Lineage: Eukaryota; Fungi; Ascomycota; Pneumocystomycetes; Pneumocystales; Pneumocystaceae.